Cadophora gregata is the source of this 1154-nucleotide messenger RNA. RefSeq lists its product as uncharacterized. Bases 208 to 885 code for a protein of 225 amino acids. The record is from RefSeq and is a predicted model, not a curated record. Gene Ontology annotation, cellular component: cytoplasm. Gene Ontology annotation, molecular function: protein tyrosine/threonine phosphatase activity; MAP kinase tyrosine/serine/threonine phosphatase activity. The transcript has a single exon. Gene Ontology annotation, biological process: negative regulation of MAPK cascade; protein dephosphorylation. Lineage: Eukaryota; Fungi; Ascomycota; Leotiomycetes; Helotiales; Ploettnerulaceae.
CCAAAAUCUCCCAACCAGCUACUUACUGAGGUAGGUACUACCCAGUCCAUAUGGCAAUCCUCGCUAGCUAAAAUACGCCCGUCUGCAAACUUGUGCCACCACCACAACUCAACUCAACUUGCAAAAUUAUCUCCACACCACAAUAUAUCCAAAGUUACAGUCACAUCAACUCUCAUACAACACAACACAACACACUCACAUUACAUAAUGUUUUCAAAAGUCUUCGAAGACUCCCAGUCACAGCCAGAGCCAUUGUCUGCAUCGACCUCACAUCAGAUCAUCAGCUCUCACAACCCACCCACGGGUAGCAAUGACAGCUCGGAGCUCAUAUCUACAUCAAUAACGACCAUGGAAUCCAUAACCGUAAUGCCUAAGACAAGAAAAGAGACGCCAUUCGAGAUGUUCGAGGUUAUUCCUCACCUAUAUCUCUCGAAGUUUCCCGAGGUGGCAACACUUCCCCACAACAUUACGCAUAUCCUCAACAUGUGCACACAUACCCACACUGAGUCUUUUGGCCGAACAAUAUUGCAUAUCCCAAUCGACGACAUCGAUAACAUCAAGCCCCAUAUUCCAACAGUACUGGACUUCAUCAGCACAGCAAUUCAAUCCGGUGCCUCGGUUCUUGUUCACUGCGCACUCGGCCUCAAUCGGUCUGCGGCAGCCAUUCUCACUUAUCUUUGUCACGUCAAGCAGAUUAGUUCAUUUGAGGCGGUCAAGUUUCUGAAAAGCAAAAAGCCGGAUGUCAAGCCCUCUCUAUUGUUUUUACGACAGAUUGAUCAGUACUAUGGGAGAGAAGGGGAGGUAGAAGAUCCAAUGGCGGGGUUUCACAGACGUCUGGAGGAAAGAAAGGCAGCUGCCGCUCGGCUUGAGAUGGGAAAUGAAUAGACGUUGAGUCGUUCAGUCAAAUAUGGAUAUGUAACGAGACGCACUUGUCCAGAGUAUGCUUUUGUAUCAGAGCAGGGAUGGGUGGCAUGGCAUUUUCAAGGCGUCCACGGAAGGCUGGUGAGAGCGUAUCUCAAUGCACGUGGCCUACAUAGUGUUUUUGGGCGAUCGAAUAGACAUUGUUUCUCUUUGGGGCUUGCUACCAGUAACCGUUUAGGGCUUGUUUUGAUGCCGUAACAACCAAGACAUAUCAUGAAGAGAUGUACGAGAAA